AUGGCGUUCGGCGACCGUGGGGGACGAGGUGGUGCCCGUGGCGGCGGUAGGGGCGACAGAGGCGGCGGCCGUGGUCGAGGUGGUUUCGGCGAUCGCGGUGGCAGAGGUGGUGGGCGAGGUGGCUUCGGUGACCGUGGCGGCAGAGGAGGCGGCCGAGGAGCACCAAGAGGACGAGGCGCACCGAGAGGACGUGGAGCACCAAGAGGUGGAAGAGGAGGUGGCGCAGGUGCGAAGGGAGGAGCAAAGACUGUGAUCGAGCCACAUCGCCACCCAGGCGUCUUCGUCGCCCACGGCGGCAAGGAAGAUCUCCUAGUUACCAAGAAUCUCACACCCGGCGAAUCCGUCUACAGCGAGAAGCGCGUCAGCGUCGACUCACCCUCGACCGGCCCCAACACCACGAACGGCGACGUCGUGCCCGCCACCAAGACCGAAUACCGCGUAUGGAACCCUUUCCGAUCUAAGCUCGCAGCCGGCAUCCUUGGCGGUCUGGACGAUAUAUUCAUCAAGCCUGGCGCAUCAGUUCUCUACCUCGGUGCCGCGUCGGGCACGUCCGUCUCACACGUCGCCGACAUCGUUGACGGUGGCGUGCUGGUCUCGAUCAAGGCCAACUGCAUCGACAGCACAGCGAAGCCGGAGGUGGUGUUUGCGAACGAAGUCAAGAAGAUGCGGGAGGAGAGAAUUAAGCCCAAGGAGCAGCUCACUCUUGAACCGUUCGAGAGAGAUCACUGUAUCGUUGCCGGUGUAUAUAAGCGAUCUGCGCAAUAG
This is a messenger RNA of Cyphellophora attinorum, 765 nucleotides long. RefSeq names its product rRNA 2'-O-methyltransferase fibrillarin. The transcript has 5 exons. Bases 1 to 765 code for a protein of 254 amino acids. The record is from RefSeq and is a predicted model, not a curated record. Gene Ontology annotation, cellular component: box C/D methylation guide snoRNP complex; nucleolus; small-subunit processome. Gene Ontology annotation, biological process: box C/D sno(s)RNA 3'-end processing; rRNA methylation. Gene Ontology annotation, molecular function: histone H2AQ104 methyltransferase activity; rRNA methyltransferase activity; RNA binding. NCBI's taxonomy places the organism in Eukaryota, Fungi, Ascomycota, Eurotiomycetes, Chaetothyriales, Cyphellophoraceae.